This is a messenger RNA of Teleopsis dalmanni, 2049 nucleotides long. RefSeq lists its product as uncharacterized. NCBI's taxonomy places the organism in Eukaryota, Metazoa, Arthropoda, Insecta, Diptera, Diopsidae. The transcript has 4 exons. The coding region runs from base 1 to 2049 and encodes 682 amino acids. The record is from RefSeq and is a predicted model, not a curated record.
AUGUCACCACAUUAUUUUAUCCCACACCAUUGUAAUCUUAAACCUGACAGUACCACUACCAAGUUACGUGUGGUAUUUGAUGCAUCAUCCAAAACAACUUUAGGACAAUCUCUCAAUGAUUUACUACACAUCGGACUAACUGUUCAAAUAACAUAUGGUACUAGAUCAGCACCAUAUCUAGCAACCAAAUGUUUGCAAGCUUUAGCUGAUGAGAAUAUGCAAAAUUAUCCAUUAGGUGCAUCUGUUCUCAAAGAAAACUUCUAUGUAGAUGAUUGUUUACACGAGGCAGAUAGUUUGAGAACAUUGUUGGAAACUCAGAGUCAGUUAAACAAAAUACUGACAGCAAGCGGUUUUAAAUUGCGAAAAUGGUGCGCAAAUCAUCCUAGUUUACUACAAGGGAUUCCACACGACGACUUAGAAGUCAAUUUAGACUUAGAAAACAAUAACGAUACAACAAAAACUCUUAGAUUAUCCUGGUGUCCAAAAUCUGAUAGUUUAUGCGACAAGGUUAAAUUGGAACCUGUUUGCAGCACGACGAAGCGCAGCGCAACCUCAGAUUUAGCAAGGCUAUUUGAUCCACUAGGACUUUUGUCACCAGUUGUGGUGAUGGCAAAGAUCUUUAUUCAAGAAUUAUGGAAUUUAAAGAUGGAUUGGGAUAAAAAACUGCCGACUGAACUACAUAAACAGUGGCGAAGUUCAUGCCAACAUUCAAUUACACAUCUUUACAGAUGCAUCAGAAAAGGCAUAUGGCGCUCAGCGUAUUUGCGAUCAACACUUCAGAAUGGUCAAAUUAUUAUACGACUAUUGUGCGCCAAAUCUCGGGUUGCACCUUUGAAAAGGUUGACGUUACCUCGUCUCGAACUUUGUGCAGCUGUGGUUGGUGCAGAACUAGCAACAAGAAUAAAGAACGAUCUACAAAUAAGAAAUUACCAGACGUUCUUUUGGUGUGAUUCACAAAUAGUGAUAUCAUGGAUCAACUCUCCAUCAUCAAAGUUUCACACUUUCGUUACAAACAGAGUAAGCAACAUUCAUCAAUUAACAGCCACAAGUCAGUGGCGCCACGUCAGUUCGGAACACAAUCCAGCUGACAUUUUAUCAAGAGUCCUUGCACCCCAUAAACUACAGUCGUCAAGUGUGUGGUUUUAUGGACAUAUGUUCUUGCAUGGUCGGGAAGAAUUGUGGCCUUCAAAACCAUCAACAGCGUUAAAAUCCGAAACCCUCAUUGAUCCUGAACGGAAGAAGGAAACUCCAGUAUCUACAUUGUCUGUUGUUGAAUGGACAGCAAAUCCUGGAGAGUUCAUAUACUCAAUACGACACAACAACUCAUUUGGAAGACUUCAACGGAUAUUAUCGCAUAUAUUAAGAUUCGUAAAAGGAACCAGAAGAAUACAAAAUGAUCAUUCAAGCAAUUUUUUGACUCCUGAUGAUCUAGAUGCAGCACAUCAGGUCAUCAUCAAAAGUAUUCAAUAUGCAGAAUUCAAAAAUGAAAUCAAAAUUAUGAAAUCUGAUGGAAGAAUAAAUAAGUCCAGCGCAUUGGCAUCACUGGCACCUUAUAUUGAUAAUAAGGGCAUCAUAAGAGUUGGUGGACGUUUGGAUGCAGCCUCUUUAUUGUAUGACGCAAAACAUCCUAUGUUGUUGCCUUAUAAUGACCCCAUUGUCAAAUUAAUUAUGGAACAAGUCCAUAAGAAAUACAUUCAUUGUUGUCCGCAGUCUCUCCUAGCUAACAUGCGUCAACGAUACUGGCCAAAUAAGUACAAAUUGAUGGCAAGUACUAAGACGACUUCACUAACAUAUGAGGAACUAGAGACUGUGGUAUUAGAAGUCGAAGCAAUACUGAACUCUCGACCAUUGACACCUAUGUCGAGUAAUCCGAAUGACUUGUCAGCACUAACACCUGGUCAUUUCUUAAUCAGAGAACCGCUCACAGCAAUGGCAGAUGCAAAUGUCCAAUCAGGAAAUAUAAAUUUGGUGACAAGAUGGAAAUUAGUUUCUCGCCUCAAAUUGGACUUUUGGGAACGUUGGAAAACCGAGUACCUCACUGAACUAUAA